Messenger RNA from Seriola aureovittata, 1491 nucleotides. It is a transcript of the gene rfc2, whose product is annotated as replication factor C (activator 1) 2. The transcript has 6 exons. Gene Ontology annotation, molecular function: DNA clamp loader activity; DNA binding; ATP hydrolysis activity. The coding region runs from base 26 to 1189 and encodes 387 amino acids. Gene Ontology annotation, cellular component: nucleus; DNA replication factor C complex. The record is from RefSeq and is a predicted model, not a curated record. NCBI's taxonomy places the organism in Eukaryota, Metazoa, Chordata, Actinopteri, Carangiformes, Carangidae. Gene Ontology annotation, biological process: DNA-templated DNA replication; DNA repair.
UCCCUCACCAAUAAACUCACGGCCAAUGAGACGUCAGUUUGCUGACGUGCGGUUACCAGGGAGGGAAAAGUUCCGCUGCUGUUCGCGGGUUGACAGAGUAGAGACAGCCAUCAACAUGGACGUGGAGAUGGCGGAGCCUGAGCGUGUGCAGAAACCGACAGAAAGCGGGCCAAAGACGGGCACGGAGGCUGGGGAGAGUUCGUCUAAAAGCUCUGGCGGCGCCUACGAGCUGCCCUGGGUGGAGAAAUACCGUCCACUGAAGCUGAACGAGAUCGUAGGGAACGAGGAGACAGUGAGCCGGCUGGAGGUGUUCGCAAGAGAGGGAAACGUCCCCAACAUCAUCAUCGCAGGUCCUCCCGGCACAGGAAAGACCACCAGCAUCUUGUGUUUGGCCCGAGCGCUGCUGGGAGCCUCCAUGAAGGAUGCCGUGCUGGAGCUCAACGCUUCAAAUGACAGAGGAAUUGACGUGGUGAGGAACAAGAUCAAGAUGUUUGCGCAGCAGAAAGUCACACUGCCCAAAGGACGACACAAGAUCAUCAUCUUGGAUGAAGCCGACAGCAUGACGGAUGGAGCUCAGCAGGCUUUGAGGAGGAUCAUGGAGAUCUACUCGAAGACGACGCGCUUCGCUCUCGCCUGUAACGCCUCAGAUAAGAUCAUCGAGCCAAUCCAGUCCCGCUGCGCCGUGCUGCGUUACUCCAAGUUGACGGACGGACAGAUCCUCGCCCGGCUGCAGGAGGUGGUGGAGAAGGAGCGUCUGUCUGUGUCUGACGACGGGCUGGAGGCAGUCAUCUUCACCGCACAGGGAGACAUGAGACAGGCGUUGAACAACCUGCAGUCGACCAACUCUGGCUUCGGCUACAUCAACAGCGAGAAUGUGUUCAAGGUGUGCGACGAGCCUCACCCUCUGAUGGUGAAAAGCAUGCUGGGACACUGUGUGGACGGGAAAAUCGACCAGGCCUACAAGGUGGUGGAGCAGCUGUGGGCGCUGGGCUACUCUCCAGAGGACAUUAUCGGAAACAUCUUCAGGGUCUGCAAGACCUACCAGAUGGCCGAGUACCUCAAACUGGAGUUCAUCAAGGAGAUCGGUUACACUCACAUGCGGGUGGCUGAAGGCGUGAACUCCCUGCUGCAGAUGGCCGGUCUGCUGGGUCGACUCUGCAGCAAGACAACCCCCCCUGCUGCCAGCUGAACCCACUAACCACCCACUCACUCCCCACCACCAUCUUCAACCUGCUGCUGACUCUGUGUUGGACUUUAUUCUGGGUUUUCUGUUGUCUGAAGAAUCAAGCGUUGUUUUUUUAAUUCUGCCGGUGCUGUAUGUUAAAGUUAACACAGCUCGUCACACCGGAUGAUGAUGUCUUUGAUCAGACCAUCAGUUUAUCUGUUGCACUUGUUUCAGUCUGACAUCACAGCUGACAUUUUGUCAUUGUGGAAGCAAAAUAAUGUAAAAAUAAAACCUAUAUCAUCUGAAAUAAAUCCUCUUUUCAUAGA